Messenger RNA from Anopheles nili, 481 nucleotides. RefSeq lists its product as uncharacterized. Gene Ontology annotation, cellular component: mitochondrial large ribosomal subunit. The transcript is spliced from 3 exons. NCBI's taxonomy places the organism in Eukaryota, Metazoa, Arthropoda, Insecta, Diptera, Culicidae. The record is from RefSeq and is a predicted model, not a curated record. Bases 32 to 481 code for a protein of 149 amino acids.
GCUUGCCAAGGAACUUGCAGAACGGAGCGCAAUGUCCAUCAAAGUCGGUGGAGCUUUUCGCCGGUCAGGUGGCAUCGUGUCGGCCAUAGGAAAGCAGCUAAAACUGGUCAACCUGAAGGCGGUGAAGCGAAUCACGGUUUCCUUCGAUCCAUUCCACGAGAAUGCCAUUCCGACGAGGGAAUUUUUGCAUCAUUUAUCUGCCCCAAAAAUAUCCCAAACCAACCCCUCCUGCGUACUUAAGACGGAAGUGUUCUGCGACCGAAGGCCACCCUCCGUUAUCUUUCAACUAAUACCAUCGGUACAAGCCGAAGCUAACCUUAAAAAUAUAGAAUUUAACAGCGAAAACUUGUCCACGCUCGAGCUGCUGAAGCUGUGUAACAAGCACGUGAGCACUCUGGCACCGAAGGAAAUAGCGGCCAGUGUAGCGAAGACCAAAUCUGAAAAGAAGGCCGGAGGUGGAGCGGGCGGAAAGCGGCGAUAA